AUGAAUAAAGAAGUGUGUAAGAGGUUCAAGAAUGUAAGGGAAUGGUUUCCUGUUGAAAUGGACAGUACUGGUUACUAUCAAUUUAAAAAUGCUGAAGAUUUCCAAAAGUAUUGUACUAAUGAAUGUAAUAGUGAUCUCGAUAAAAUUAGUGCUGGAUGUUUAUAUUUGCUUAAUGAAUUCUUUCGUGAUUCUUCUGUGUUUGAGCUGGUUGCAAAAGAAAACUUCUAUAUUGUUCAAUACAUUUUGAUAUGGUUAAGUUAUAUAUUAAACCUUAUCAAAACUCAAGAAAACGUCAAUAUAGACUCUUUUUAUAAUACAUAUAUAAGGGAUGGUGGUAAGUAUACUAAUAAUAUAAAAUAUAUUGGUCGUUAUAAAGGUUAUAAGGAUCUUAUAGAUGAAAAUAAUUAUUUUUUAAGUAUGGAUAUGAGCAUUAUACCUAAAUUAUAUGAUGCAUUUAAUACAUUAUGUGACAUAUAUAAUGAGCUUGAUGCAAAUAACUCAAAUUGCAUGAAAUUUUUGGAAAAAGCUAGUAAAUUUAUUGAAGAAUAUGAAAAAUUUAUCAAAGAUCAUGAAAUUGCUGAAGAUAAACCCUAUUUAUAUGCAUUGAUUACUUUAUUAGAUGGCUAUGAUAAAUUAAAAAAAGAAUGUAAACAUUUCCCAUCCACUCCAGAUAUAACAAAAAUAAUUUCUGGAGAUGUUUCUGAAGUUACAUCAAGUUCAUCGAUAGCAAGCAAAUUAAUUCCAAUUUUAUCGAUAUUAGUUGCAAUAGCAAUUUUUUUAGGAAUUUCUUAUAAGUAUUCGUUAUUUGGAUUUCGGAAACGAUUUCAAAAACAAAAAUUAAGAGAAAAGCUAAAAAAUAUAAAGAAGAAAAUGAACCAAUAA
Plasmodium yoelii is the source of this 882-nucleotide messenger RNA. Its product is annotated as PIR protein. The record is from RefSeq and is a predicted model, not a curated record. Bases 1 to 882 code for a protein of 293 amino acids. NCBI's taxonomy places the organism in Eukaryota, Apicomplexa, Aconoidasida, Haemosporida, Plasmodiidae. The transcript has 3 exons.